UCAUAAUGAGCCCAUAUUGAUCCAACAAUGAUGAGAGGGGCCAUGGAUAAUUUCAAUCCCGUAAUAUGAGUAAUGUCUGGGUGAGGGUCGAGGCAUAUAAACAAUGCAAAAGGCUAUCAUUCCUUUCUUGAUACACACAAAUUGAGUACUGUCUUGAUUUCCAUGGCUAAUAAGUGGAGAUACGAUGUGUUCUUGAGUUUCAGAGGAGAGGACACUCGCAAGCAGUUCACCGACCACCUCUACCAUGGCCUAAGAGAUGCCGGGGUCAAUGCUUUCAGAGAUGAUAAUGAGCUUCCCAGAGGGGAAGACAUCUCAUCUGCACUCAUCCAAGCAAUCCGAAGCUCCAGGAUCUCGGUGAUUGUAUUCUCAGAGAACUACGCUAAUUCGAGAUGGUGUCUCGAGGAACUUGCUGAGAUCAUAGAUUGCAGGAAAAACUCAGGACAGAUGGUUCUUCCAAUAUUUUACGGAGUUGAUCCCUCAGACGUGAGGAACCAGAGGGGCAGUUAUGCGAAGGCAUUUGUUCGACAUGAGAAACGUUUCCUGUCAGAGGAGGGAGCGGUUGCUCUUGCUCGGUGGAGAGAAGCUCUAACGCAGGCGGCAAGUUUGUCAGGCUGGGACUUGAAUAAUGUUGCUGAUGGGCAUGAAGCAAAGAUAGUCAAGAAAAUUGUCCGCAGGAUAUGGAACGAAUUGAAGCAUAACCAUCUUCAUGUCGCAGAACACCCAGUUGGACUAGCUUCUCGUUUCGAGGUUUUGAAUGAACGGAUAAGUUCCUCCUCUUAUGAUGUUCGAUUUGUUGGAAUUUGUGGGAUUGGAGGGAUUGGAAAAACAACACUAGCUAAAGAGGCCUAUAACCAAUUUUAUCAUACUUUCGAAGGCAAAAGCUUUCUUGCAAAUGUAAGAGAGAAAAGCGGACACCCUGACGGUCUGCUUCAGCUACAAGAGCAGCUUCUUUGCGAUAUUUUCAAGUUAAAGAAGAUAAAACUGGGCAACACUCACAGGGGUAUGAAUGUCAUAAAGCAAAGACUAUGCAGCAGGAGGGUUCUUAUAGUCCUCGAUGAUCUAAACCACUUGGACCAACUGAGAACACUAGCAGGAGAUCCCGAAUGGUUUGGUCCCGGCAGUAUAAUCAUUAUGACAACUCGGCAUCUAGAUUUGCUGAAGGAAGUUGGAGCGGAUCUGUACAUGGCUCGUGGGCUGGAUGAGGAAGAGUCUCUUCAGCUUUUCAGCUGGCAUGCCUUCAGAAAUUAUCAUCCUAAGGAAGAGUAUCUUAAUCUAUCAGAAGCGAUUGUAAAUUACUCGGAUGGGUUACCUUUAGCUCUCAAAGUUUUGGGCUCUUUUCUUCGUGACAAGAGUUUGGUAAAAUGGGAGCAUACUCUGGACAAAUUGAAAAGAAUUCCAGACAACGAUAUACAGGCUCAACUUAGAAUAAGCUACGAUUCUCUCAGAGAUGAUACUGAGAAGGCCUUGUUCCUGGAUAUUGCUUGCUUCUUUGAUGGUUGGUAUACAAAGGAUGUCGUUAAGAUAUUAAACGCAUGUGGACUAUUUGCAGAUAUCGGAAUCACCGUCCUCAGUGAGAGGUGUCUUCUGAAAGCAGACGUGACGCUUACUAUGCACGACUUGGUUCGAGACAUGGGUAGGGAAAUUGUUCGCGAGGAGUCUUCUCACUCUCCAGGAAAGCGAAGCAGAUUGUGGUUUUACGAGGACAUACUCUCCACAUUGAGAGACCAGAAGGGAACAGAGGAAGUGAAAGGAAUUGUAUACGAUUCACCGGCAUCAGAUGAGUUGACUGUGAGUGCAGAAGCUUUUGUGAGAAUGAGUGGAGUCAGACUACUAAAGCUCAAUGGCGUUAAUGUUUGCGGAAAUUAUGGACUUAUUUCUAAAGAGCUAAGAUGGCUUCACUGGGACAGAUUCUCCUUGAACUGUAUGCCAAAUGACUUCUAUAUGUUAAACUUGGUCAUCCUCGAGAUGCCACACAGCAACCUAAGGGAAGUAUGGAAAGAUGACAGGUUGCUUGGGAACUUGAAGGUCCUUAACCUCAGCCACUCAUACUUCCUCACCAGGACCCCAAACUUCAUGAAACUCCCGAAACUCGAGGAACUGAUUCUAAAUGAUUGUACCGAGUUGGUAGAGAUUCAUCAGUCCAUUGGAAAUCUGGAGGGGCUUCUGCUAGUGGAUCUCAGCAAAUGCAAAAAGCUCAAGAGGCUUCCUGGUAGCAUCUGCAGGGUAGGCUCGCUUAGGAUUCUGAAUAUCUCUGGCUGCUCAAAGGUGGGCAAACUACCGGCGGACAUUGGGGAGAUGGCGUCCUUGGAGAAGCUCCUUGCAGACAGGACUGCUAUAACACAAGUUCCUUCUUCUAUCACGCGUCUGCAGAAUCUGACGGAGUUAUCUCUAUGUGGCUGCAAGGCAGCAAACUUGACCUCCAUUUAUUCACUCAUUUGGUUAUUGGUGCCGACGAUGACAGUCCCUAGAAGCAAUAACAUGCUGAUAUCUUCAUUAGAUGGUUUAACCUCACUGCAAUCCCUGAGCCUAAGAGACUGCAACUUAUCAGAUGGCACUAUUCCUGUGAAAAUCGGAAGCCUACCAUCCUUACUAAAUUUGGACCUCAGCAACAAUAAUUUCAGUCACUUACCAGAUUCAAUAAGUCAUCUUCCCAAGCUUCGUAAACUUCUUUUGGAAGAUUGUGUCAUGCUCAAGACCCUUCCAAAGAUGCCUCCUAGAUUGUAUACUCUGUCCACAGCAAAUUGCCGGAGGUUGGAAAGGAUAAUAUCCGUCUCGAAUAUUCAUACCUUGGAACUCGAAGACUGUCCCAGGCUAACAGAGAUUUCCGGGUUAGAUAAGUUAGCAGUUGUAGACAUAAGAUUGCAAGGGUGCAAGAGCUUGUCGGCCAAGCUCAGAAGUUUCCUCUUACAGAAUCAGUUCGGCAAUCAACGGUCGCAGAUUUGGUUUCCUGGAAGUGAAAUUCCCGGUUGGUUCAGCUAUCAAAGAGCGGGCCCUUCACUAACAGUCAGACUGCCCCAGACUCAGUUUAGUAAACUAAAGGAUCCAGUCACUGUAUGCCUUGUCUAUGAAGCUAACAGGGAGAUCAAUGCAUAUCCACGGUUUAUAACACUUUAUAUCAAUGCAAGAACCAAAAACUCGCAUCUGUCCUGCACUGGUUGUACCUAUGCAUAUAUUUCAGCCACAUCUGAAGAUCACAUAUGGGCGUAUCAAGAAACUCUUGUAGUCGGCGAUGAAGUCAGCGGUGAGGAUAUUGAGAUUGAGGUGGUUACGGAAUCAGCUGGUGGGGUGAGGGUGAAGAGGGUAGGGAUUCACUUGGGAAAGCAUAUUGGUCUGGACAAUGCUUCAUGGACCUUGGGCAACAUGGAAGUUGGGACGAGUAAUCAAUUUCCUAGUGAAGAAAUGAUUCAGCUAGAAACCGAUAUCACCGAGAAUGGGAGCCAUCAGGCUGAACCAAAUUCUGAUGGAGACAUUUGCUAUGCUGAGGAAGAGAAUGGCAGUGGAUAUGGCUCUUCUCAGGAGAAACGACCGCCUAAAAGGAUGAGGUUCGAGAACAUCGAAGAGGAUGGUUGGGAUGAGCUGUGAUGAUUACGAGGAAGCAAACUUGAAAUGGCCCAAUCUUUUUGCUGGUCUUGCGUAAGUGUUCUUUUCCUUUCAGUUGAGCUAUGUGAUCAUUUUCUUUAUAAGUUGUAAGGGACGCCAAGAAAAACUUAUAUGAGAAACUACCAAAUCUAGUAUAAGAAUAGAGAAAGUGAAAUAAAAAAUACGGGAAAUCUCAUUGCUGACAAUUGAGCUUAGGACCGCUUGUUUUCCGAGUUAGUAACUUGUGUUAGUACAUUGAAAUAGUAAUUUGUGUUACUAUACUAAGUCCCUUAGGAAUCCACCGAACAAUACUAUGGUGACUGGUGAGCAGUGGGACUGAGCUAGGGUUCUUUUUAUACCUUGCCUCUUUUAUGGUCGUUGAGUUUGAAUA
This is a messenger RNA of Punica granatum (pomegranate), 3970 nucleotides long. NCBI's taxonomy places the organism in Eukaryota, Viridiplantae, Streptophyta, Magnoliopsida, Myrtales, Lythraceae. The record is from RefSeq and is a predicted model, not a curated record.